Molecule: messenger RNA, 1115 nt
Organism: Saprolegnia diclina VS20
Lineage: Eukaryota; Oomycota; Saprolegniomycetes; Saprolegniales; Saprolegniaceae
Exons: 1
Coding region: 31-1038 (335 amino acids)
Molecular function (GO): lipid binding
Source: RefSeq, a predicted model, not a curated record
GUGUGUCAUUCAUUUCCAAACCCGUUGCCGAUGGUCGAACUCACGCUGCACCCGGGCGGGCCGACGACCGACGAGCUCCACCUCGCGCGGACGGCCUUCAAGGAGCUCAUCGCGGCCGUCGAGACCGACUCGCCCAUGCACUACCCGCCCGAGGUCGCGACCUUGACCGCAACGACGAUGCUCAAGGCGUCGCUGCAGGACAUCUGCGGCCUCUUCCAUCGGGCGGCAACGAAUGGCUUUGGCCUCCAUACGACGCGCACCGAGCUGCUCCGGACGCUUCUGCCGCUCACUGAGCACUCGUUUGCGGGUAGCCGCUGGAGCCUCCUCCCGCUGCCGAUCCCGCUUGUCCAGCGCCGCGAUCUGCGCUACGUCGAGUACUUUGACACGUUCAUCACGUCGCAUGGCCGCGUCGGCUUUGCCCGCGCCUUGCACUCGAUCGACGACGACGAGUGCAUGCCCGUGCGCGGCUGCCUCCGCGCCAAGGUGCUUGCGUCCGGGUACGUCUUUCGCGAGUGCAGCGACGUGGCCGGCGCGUACACCGUGACGCUCGUGCUCAACGUCGACUUUGGCGGCCACCUCCCGCAGUGGGCGAUCAACGCAGGCUUGCAGUCGCGCGUCAAGCACAUCUACACGCUCGAAAGCCUGUUGCGCACGUCGAAGCGGUCGUCGGCGCGGCCCCGCUGCGGCCAUUGCAGUCGCCACUUUCGGUUCUUUCAAAAGCCACGUACCUGCAGCGCGUGCGGCGACGUCUUUUGCAAGCGCUGCUGCGACGAAAGCACGUGCACCGACUGCCGCGUCGCCGUCUACUCGCCGUCGUCGCUGCGGCCGUCGAUGCUGGACGACACGAUGUUUCGGUCCGCGGGCCGGAACCGCCUCGAGAGCUCGCGCAGUGCGUACAACUUGCACCGCGCUUUGGAAGCCGACCAGCUGCUCGGCGCCGAGCCGAGUAGCCUUCCGGAAGGCCGCCUCAAGGCGAGCAGCGUCGUCGACUUGUCCUACUUGUCGGACUUUGCGACCGAGCACGGGAUUGACGUCUAGCGCGUGUGGGCAGAUCGAUGUGGUCUUCGUUCUGUCAAAAUAAUGUAGUCAACAGUGUCGUGUCUUUUUGUGGACAA